AUGCCGCCUAUUGGGGUGCAAUUGCUUAUUCAAGAUCGUCAUGUAAUGAUGGAUAAUGGGUUUGUCCAAGUGACAUUGUCAAAGCCAGAGGGAAUAGUCACUGGAAUACGAUACAAUGGCCUUGAUAACUUGCUCGAGAUUCGUAAUGAGGAAACUAAUAGAGGCUACUGGGACCUGGUUUGGAGUGAAGCGAGUACCGGAACAACAGGAAUAUUUGAUGUGAUCAAAGGUACAGAAUUUGAUGUUAUAGUGGAAAAUGAUGAUCAGGUGGAGCUCUCUUUCAAACGAACCUGGGAUCCCUCUCAAGAGGGCAAGCUUGUUCCCUUGAAUAUUGAUAAAAGGUUCGUAAUGGUUCGAGGUUCUUCAGGCUUCUACUCUUACGCUAUCUACGAGCACUUACAGGAAUGGCCUGCUUUUCAGCUCGGAGAAACCAGAAUUGCGUUCAAACUCAGAAAAGACAAGUUUCACUACAUGGCCAUGGCGGAUAACCGGCAAAGAUACAUGCCGUUGCCUGAUGACCGUUUACCACUCAGAGGCCAACCCCUGGCUUAUCCGGAGGCAGUUCUACUCACCAAUCCGAUCGAGCCUGAACUUAAAGGAGAAGUGGAUGACAAGUACCAGUACUCUUGUGAUAACAAGGAUAACCGGGUACAUGGGUGGAUAUGCACUGAUCCGCCGGUGGGAUUGUGGCAAAUUACACCCAGCAACGAGUUCCGAUCUGGUGGACCUGUUAAGCAAAACCUUACCUCUCAUGUUGGUCCAACCACCCUGGCGAUGUUUCUAAGCGCUCAUUAUACCGGAGAAGAUUUGGUGCCAAAAUUUACAACCGGUGAAUACUGGAAGAAAGUUUUCGGCCCUGUGUUUAUGUAUGUCAAUUCGGAAUAUGCAGGAAAUGACCCGUUAGUUUCACUAUGGGAGGAUGCUAAACUACAAAUGAUGAUUGAAGUCCAAAGCUGGCCAUACAGCUUCCCUGCAUCUGAAGAUUUUCCCAAGUCGGGCCAACGUGGUAACAUUAGUGGUAGACUACUUAUCCAAGACAGAUAUAUUAGCGAUGACUAUGUAUCAGCCAACGGUGCAUAUGUCGGGUUAGCCCCUCCAGGAGAGGUUGGAUCGUGGCAAAGAGAAUGUAAGGACUAUCAAUUUUGGACAACAACAGACGAGGAUGGCUACUUUUCUAUCAAUGACAUACGGACCGGCGCUUAUAACCUUAACGCAUGGGUUCCUGGUUUUAUCGGAGAUUAUCAAUAUGAUGAUGUUAUCACUAUAACUUCAGGUUGUGAGAUUUAUAUGGGUGAGCUUGUGUAUGAGCCUCCUAGAGAUGGCCCAACCUUAUGGGAAAUUGGCAUCCCAGAUCGAUCUGCUGCAGAGUUUUACGUUCCUGAUCCUAAUUCCAAGUACAUUAACAGUCUGUUUGUCAAUCAUCCGGACAGGUUUAGGCAGUAUGGACUGUGGGAUAGAUACACAGAGUUAUAUCCUGAUGCGGACUUGGUUUACACGGUUGGUGUUAGUGACUAUAGCAAAGACUGGUUUUUUGCUCAGGUUACCAGGAAGAAAGGUGACAAUAAGUAUCAAGGAACAACUUGGCAAAUCAAAUUCAAGCUGGAUGAUGUAGACCAGAAUGGCACCUAUAAGCUGAGAGUAGCAAUUGCAUCUGCAACUCUUUCGGAAUUACAGGUUCGAGUAAACAACCCAAAGGCGAAUCCUCCUCUAUUCACAAGUGGUUUGAUAGGGAAAGACAAUUCCAUUGCAAGACAUGGAAUCCACGGGCUCUAUUGGCUUUACAAGGUCGAUAUACCGAAUUCUCAGCUUGUUCAGGGAGACAAUACUAUCUUUCUAACUCAACCAAGAAGCACUGGUCCUUUUCAAGGGAUCAUGUAUGACUAUAUUCGCUUAGAAGGUCCGCCAUCUGCAAGUUCCAAAUAA
Molecule: messenger RNA, 1923 nt
Organism: Fragaria vesca subsp. vesca
Lineage: Eukaryota; Viridiplantae; Streptophyta; Magnoliopsida; Rosales; Rosaceae
Product: rhamnogalacturonate lyase-like
Exons: 15
Coding region: 1-1923 (640 amino acids)
Biological process (GO): carbohydrate metabolic process
Molecular function (GO): catalytic activity; carbohydrate binding
Source: RefSeq, a predicted model, not a curated record